AUGAAUGGGGAUGUGGAGAAUCAACCUUCAGAGAGUUUAAUGGUCGAGAAGACCUCAUUAGAAGAACAGAUUGAAGUAUCUGAAACAGGAAAUGAGUAUUUUUUCACGGUUUCAGACAUUCAACGUUUCAGGCAAUGGCUUACUGCCUUGAAAAUACGUUAUUGGAUAGACUUUAGGAACCAAGACGACUAUGAUGUAGCAUGGCGAAGAAUGACAAACAAAAGAGGCGAAUUAGUAGAGUUGAACAUUAAACUCUACCAAGAUAUCCAAAAACAGGUCAGAGACGCAGGCAACGACUCAGACAGCGAUAAAAUAAUAACAUUUAAUAUCCAUCUUUGGUUAAAAAAGUACAAUGGAUUUACAAGAAGUGCUAAG
Molecule: messenger RNA, 375 nt
Organism: Paramuricea clavata
Lineage: Eukaryota; Metazoa; Cnidaria; Anthozoa; Malacalcyonacea; Plexauridae
Source: the annotation of a GenBank genome assembly